CCGGCCCCGCUCACUCUCCGUCCGGCCGCCGCCGUCCCCGCCAUGGAGCGAGCGCCGCUGCGCGCCCUGCUGCUGGGCGCCGCCGUGCUGCUGCUCCUGCUCGUGCCCCUCUCCUCUUCCUCCUCUUCGGACGCCUGCGGGCCCUGCAAGCCGGCCGCCUGCCCGCCGCUGCCCCCGCGAGGCUGCCCGCUGGGCGAGACCCGCGACGCGUGCGGCUGCUGCCCCGAGUGCGCGCGCGCCGAGGGCGAGCCGUGCGGGGGCGCGGGCGCCGGCAGGGGGCACUGCGCGCAGGGCAUGGAGUGCGUGAAGAGCCGCAAGAGGCGGAAGGGCAAGGCCGGGGCAGCGGCCGGCGGCGCGGGCGUGAGCGGCGUGUGCGUGUGCAAGAACCGCUACCCGGUGUGCGGCAGCGACGGCACCACCUACGCCAACGGGUGCCAGCUGCGCGCCGCCAGCCUGCGGGCGGAGAGCCGCGGGGAGAAGGCCAUCACGCAGCUCAGCAAGGGCACCUGCGAGCAAGGUCCAUCCAUCGUGACACCCCCCAAGGACAUCUGGAAUGUCUCCGGUGCCCAGGUGUACCUAAGCUGUGAGGUCAUUGGGAUCCCAACCCCAGUGCUCAUCUGGAACAAGGUCAAAAGGGGUAGCUAUGGAGUUCAGAGGACGGAACUCUUGCCUGGCGACCGAGACAACCUGGCCAUCCAGACCCGCGGUGGCCCAGAAAAGCACGAAGUGACUGGCUGGGUGCUGGUGUCUCCUCUGAGUAAGGAGGACGACGGAGAAUACGAGUGCCACGCAUCCAACUCCCAAGGCCAGGCCUCCGCAUCAGCCAAGAUCACAGUGGUCGAUGCCUUACAUGAAAUACCAGUGGAAAAGGGUCUGUGAAAAGAGGUGGAGGUGCUGACUAUAAACUCGCAGAAUAUCUAAGCCUAUACAGCUGACAGCAGUCACAGAUAACUACAUCUCCUGUUCUUGCCUGAGAACAAGUCUCUUUUAAUCUAAUCCACUAAUUCUUUAGAUAUUUACUGGUUUCCCACAGAAAAAUCCAAAGAUAACACAUCCAGAAUAUCUACAAAAAUUUAUUGUCUAUUUACAGAUGAAAAAAGCAUGCAUAUCACUAAACCAAAUAAAACACUUUUUACCGCAA
This is a messenger RNA of Cavia porcellus (domestic guinea pig), 1141 nucleotides long. RefSeq names its product insulin like growth factor binding protein 7 (gene Igfbp7). Gene Ontology annotation, biological process: regulation of signal transduction; regulation of cell growth. Gene Ontology annotation, molecular function: insulin-like growth factor binding. The transcript is spliced from 5 exons. NCBI's taxonomy places the organism in Eukaryota, Metazoa, Chordata, Mammalia, Rodentia, Caviidae. The record is from RefSeq and is a predicted model, not a curated record. Gene Ontology annotation, cellular component: extracellular region. Bases 43 to 879 code for a protein of 278 amino acids.